UGAUGCUGCUGCUACGUGAGGUCCGGUUUGAGAGCUUAGAAACUAAAGGCUCCAGCUUCAGGACUCGAUCAGCAGCAAACCGGGUGACUGCAGCUACUGACAGCUGACACACAUAAACAGUUUGGGUGACUGACAAGGCAGAGCAUGUCUCUUUAUCUGUCGUCCGGAGACACGCUGACAUGCUGCAACUUCAGCUCCUGCAGCAAACCAACAUAAUCAAAUCCUCAACUAGUCCAGCAUCUGGCAUUUCCACAUAACCUGCGGCACUCUCAGCCGUUGCCAUGGCAUCAGCAGCUCUGGAGCUGAUGGGCUUCUUCCUGGGCCUGCUGGGGAUGCUGGGGACCCUGGUUGCUACUGUCCUGCCGUACUGGCAGAUUUCUGCCCACAUCGGUUCCAACAUUGUCACAGCCGUGGCCAACAUGAGGGGCCUGUGGAUGGAGUGCGUCUACCAGAGCACAGGGGCCUUCCAGUGUGAGACCUACAACUCCAUGCUGGCCCUGCCCUCCGACUUGCAGGCCUCUCGCGCCCUCAUGGUCAUCUCGAUUGUGCUGUCUAUCCUUGCCAUCGCCGUGGCAGUCCUGGGAAUGCAGUGCACACUCUGCUUGGAGGGAUCUGGUGCAGUUAAGAGUCGUGUGGCAGGCGCCGGCGGGGGCUUAUUCCUUGCCGCGGGCUUCCUAGCACUCGUACCAGUGGCAUGGACCACACAUGAGGUGGUCCAGACCUUCUACCGACCCAACUUACCUGCCAGCAUGAAGUUUGAACUGGGGGAGUGUUUAUAUGUUGGUCUGGCCUCUGCACUCAUCUCCAUGCUGGGAGGAGGGAUGCUGUGUGUGUCAUGCUGCGAGGAGCAGGAUGGCGGCCGUGGGAGACGGCAUGGCGGGGGGUAUCCAUAUCCAGUAGGAGGCGGCACGCUGGGCACAGGGGCACGGACAACCUCUCAGACCUACCGCAAUCCCACCCUGCAGGUGGGAGGCAUCAACACAGCCAGCAGGGGGCAGACGCUGGUCCGUAGUGCCAGUGGCAGCUCCCACUCAAGUACACAUGGAGUCCAAGGGGCCAAGAAACCCACUGCAGCAGGAUAUGACAUCACAGGAUACGUCUGAUGUCACUCUGUCCAUCACAAAUGUAGAUGUGGUCCUUGGACAACUUAGGUUUGACUAAAUGUGUUUAUAUAGUGUAUUUAAUGUUGUCACUAUAUGCUUGAUGGAGCAAAAA
Messenger RNA from Scatophagus argus, 1215 nucleotides. RefSeq names its product claudin 2 (gene cldn2). Gene Ontology annotation, biological process: cell adhesion; bicellular tight junction assembly. Gene Ontology annotation, cellular component: bicellular tight junction; plasma membrane. The record is from RefSeq and is a predicted model, not a curated record. Bases 282 to 1103 code for a protein of 273 amino acids. Gene Ontology annotation, molecular function: structural molecule activity. The transcript has 3 exons. NCBI's taxonomy places the organism in Eukaryota, Metazoa, Chordata, Actinopteri, Scatophagidae.